CACUCGCUGUGGUGGGACGUGAGAGAGACUACACACACGUGGCCUCUUGUGUGAACUUCGAUGAGACGGAGACCGAGAAUUUAAUUUUUGGAUUAUGGUUAUUGGAAAAAUUUGGAAAUAAAUGUCUAUCUUCGGGCUCCUUUAUUCGAAGAUCAUUGAUCCGUUGUUAAUGUAAACUGGGGAUUAUAUGGUUUAGAGUCAAAUUCCUCGCAGAACUCGUGCAAAAAGUGAAUAGAAGCAGAUCAAACAAAUACACCAUAGCCAUGAACCGAAAUGAAUGUGCUGCGCUUUCACAAAUUUAAAUAAACUAGAUUUCAUUGAUGUUUAAGAUGCCACAAUGAUACAGGACAGUACUUUCGUAGCAUAAUAAGAAAAAAACAGCCAAUAACCGGAUGCAAUACACGCAGUUACUUACAAAGGAGUCUACGUAAAAUAUUAGAGAGAAGAUUUCUACAGAUGCAUGCACUUCAGUUAAGCGGCGCACGGGAGUAAACCAACUUCCUUUGGAUAACGACGGCCGCCCUCCCUCCUCCCUCCGCGAUGUUGGUUCCGCCCCGGGAGAUCGUAGGCGGGGGGCGCCCUGACCAGCCCUUGGAAGCCCCGCCCGCUUGCCCCGGCGUGACGCAACUCAGCAUGACAGACACCCAGCUUACAGUGCAGUGUGAGGGGAACGUAACCUGUACGGCUCUGGACCUGCAGCCCGGCGCCACGAUUGUGUCGCCGAUUCUGUUGAGCUUGAGUGGGGUCGCGGGGCAGAUAUGGGCGCUGUACUACCUCUACACGACGACAAGACCGCAACAAUCACGCACCGUUUUCUUCGUCCUCUUGAGCACCUUAAUAUGGACGGAUCUCAUCGGGAAAGUGAUUACAACACCGCCCGCCCUCAUUGCCUACGUCCAUCAUGAGUGGAAAGGAGGGAAGGAGCUGUGCAACUUCCACGGAUUUUCCAUGAUGUUGAUCAGCCUUGUCACGCACCUGUUAGUUUCCACAAUGGCGGUCGAGCGUUUCAUUGGGAUUCGUCACGGAUACUUUUAUAACAAGAACAUCACCACCUCGAGGACCAAGUGAGUAAAUAUCAGUCUUUAUAACACACUCUCGUAUAUUCCUGUGACUAAUAUGAUCUCUUUUUCACACUCCUAAGACAAUAUUUCUAUCAACCGACGUGAGUGAUGCUGAGUGAUGCCACGGGGAUGCGAUUAUUGUUCGUAAAUCGCCCGCUUUUGACGGGUAAAAUGUUCUUGUAAACAGAUUUCACACACUCACUUACAGACGCGUACACACAUGGACGUGGAUAUACGUAUGACAGUUCUGACAGAGAUAAGAAUCAUUCACACCUGCAGUCUUCUUCUCCAUCAACAUACUCGUAAACCUGGCGUAUCUUUGGGAUAAAAUUGAUUUUUUUUGGGGGGGGUGUAUAAUUGUGUGUGUGUGUGUGUGUGUGUGUGUGUGUGUGUGU
Molecule: messenger RNA, 1456 nt
Organism: Penaeus monodon (black tiger shrimp)
Lineage: Eukaryota; Metazoa; Arthropoda; Malacostraca; Decapoda; Penaeidae
Product: prostaglandin E2 receptor EP4 subtype-like
Exons: 5
Coding region: 541-1068 (175 amino acids)
Biological process (GO): adenylate cyclase-activating G protein-coupled receptor signaling pathway; positive regulation of cytosolic calcium ion concentration; inflammatory response
Cellular component (GO): plasma membrane
Molecular function (GO): G protein-coupled receptor activity
Source: RefSeq, a predicted model, not a curated record